CCUUUUCCCUAUCCCAUUCCCGAUCCCGAUUCCCCGCCCGGCCCCGGCUCCGAGGCGGGGGGACCGUCGUACACAUCAUGGACAUCGAAUGCGCCCGACUUUUACCUCACGUGUGUUCCGUUCUUGCGGAUCCAAGGUGGCCUGGGGCAGAUGACACUUGCUUGGAGAAACUACUGGACUGGUUUAAAACAGUAUUAGAAGCAGAAUCUAGCCUGGUGGUGUUGCAAGAGAACCCGUGCCUAACAGAGCUGCUUCUCCAUGUGCUGAAACAACAGGAUGCGAGGUGCAGCAUCCUCUCGUUCAGUCUGCGGCUCGCAGGGAUGUUUGCGGCCUCAGAGAGCUGUUUCCAAUACUUUCAGCAGGGGGACCUGCUCGUCAGCCUCUUCGGAGCGCCGGGGCCGCUCGGCAGGCCCGCCUGGGAUGACCCCUCCGUCCGCAGCGGCUGGAUUCAAGGCGUGCGCAGCAUGGUCCGGCAUCCCAGCGCCCUGCCUUUCCUCUGCGACUCUGGCGCAAUCGACGUGAUCUUCUCAUUGCAGGGAGAUCCCAGCCUUUUUGUUGCUUCAGCUGCCAGUCAGCUUCUAGUUCACAUCCUGGGCUUCUCCAUGCAGUCAGCAACAUCCGAACCUCCCAGCCAGCAAGACGCCGACUGGCCAGUAUGCGUUCAGAUGAUCACGGGUCACGUAGAAGAAUCGCUACGCUCCAGCGCUUCGUCCCGGAUCACACAAGCGUUGAAUAUGCUAAGCACGAUGUUUGGGCGCUGUCACGAUCCAUGGACGGAAGUACUGUGGUUGAGGAUGAAUCCACUGGUGGUGUCUCUGCUGGAGAAACAGCCUCCCCCAGCCCCUCAUUCUCUGGUGGAUCUGUUCCUUAGCGUGGCACGCUCUCCUGUGUUUAGUCACUCAGAAUGUGACCUGUGGCCAUCGGCAACACGAGCCCUGAGCCGUUUACACCCCACACAAGCGGGACCGUUGGCAUUAGGGAUCCUGAACCUCAAAGAGUGCCCAUCGUCAUUGAAGAGCCAAGCCCUUAGUGUCCUCCUUCAGCCACUGGCCUGUGUUUUGAAAGCCACCGCUCAGCCGUCUGGUUACUCAGGUUUCCUGGAUGAGACUGUGUGUGAUCCCACUGAUACACUUCUUUCCUCCAAGUCAGCUUGUGCCGGUCUCUUGUGUCAAACUCUGGCUCACCUGGAAGAACUCCAGCCCCUGGCCCACUUGACAGGGGACUGGCCUCAGGUCCUCUUGCUAAAUGCAACGGUGACAAUCUUACAGUUCUGCAGUGGCCUAGCAGCCCCAGCUUCCAGUGUGGGAGGCAGGCUCUGUGGGAUCCUCAUCGGUUGCUUCAGAGUUCAGAGGUCGGCGCUUGAUUUCCUGGGAACUCUUUCUCAGGGAGCAAGCCCCAAUGAUUUGGUGAGACAAGUGUUUGACAUUCUUCUUGUGUACCUCAAGAGUCCAGAUUCCAGCCCUACAGUCCUGAAGAAGGCAUUUCAAGCCACACUCAAAUGGCUCCUCAGUGUGUCGGAAACCUCCUCCUCCAGCAACCUCUGCCCACAGACUCAACAUUUCCUCAGAGCUCUCUUCCCGGUGCUGCAGAAGCGCCUGUGCAGCCCUUGCUGGGAGGUGAGGGACUCGGGGCUGGAAUUCCUCACCCACCUCACCAAACACUGGGGAGAGCAGGCUGGAUUCAGACAAGCCGUCCUGUCUUCGGAGGUACCGGAGCUGGCAGAAGCGCUGCUCCGAGACCCGGAGAGUUACGUGCGCGCGAGUGCCGUGACCGCCGCGGGGCAGCUGGCCCUCAGAAACCUGCAUUCCAACCCCACUGGCACCGGGUUCGGAAAGGAUGAAAAGAAAAACCUGGUGCUGGAGCUCCUGGACAUCCUCUCGGCCGACUCGGAAGGUUUCCCUAGGAGGGCCGUGAUUCAGGUCUUCACCGAGUGGCUGAGGGAAGGCCACGCUGACGUGGCCAAGGACGCCGAGCCGUUUGUUACCCAGGUGCUCCAGAUCGUGAGCCGUGACUUGGAUUGGGAGGUUAAAGUUCACGGACUGGAACUGGCCCUGGUCUUCGUCGUCCAGACCCUCGGGCCGCGCGAGGCCGACUGCCCGUAUGCCGCCGCGACAUCCUCCGCCGUCCCCUCCGUCCCGAUCGCUCGCUCGCUGCAGCCGCUCUGCCGCGCGAGGCUGUUUGAGUUUGCGUUCGGCGCCUUGUGUGACUGUGACAGGCCCGUGGCGCGGAAGGCCUGCGAUCUCCUCCUCUUCCUGAAAACGAAACUGGCUCUCCACCCGCCAGGCCACGAAGGGAAGGAAGCCACAGCCGCAGCUCUGGACACCCGUGGCUUAGCCUGGCUUGAAGCAACUUUGAGGGGGUGGAGGUCGGGUGAGCAGGCUCCGGCGGGAGGGGAUGCCACCAGAAUUGGUCCCCAAGAGCCGGACGGCGUGCUGGCUAUCUUGGGGACGAUGGACCUGGAGGGUCUGCGAGGGACGCUAGCCGAGAGCAGCGACCACAUCGAGAAAAGUCCCCAGUCCCUCUUGCAGGACAUGUUAGCCACCAUGGGGGCUGAUGAGGAAAAUGAGGCCGAUUGCUAUUAACCACCGCAGGAAAUAGCCUCUCCCAUGCUGAGCAAACAGUAGUCAAGCCUCCCCACAGCCAGGUGCAAGCCACGUUCCAGUUGCUCGCAGCUAGGAGAGGCGGGACUCCAGCCGGAUCCCCGGAGUAAGCCCACCGUCCUGCUGCCGCAGGGAAGCUUCAGACUCAGACUUUACACAAGCCAUGAACUGAACCUUCCUGCAGAAGAGGAAGGAAGCACCUCCAAGGCAGGGACCAAAGGGAAGAGAAUUAAAAAAAAACGCCAGAAAGAUGCAAAAAUCCCAAAGUGUAAAAAUUUUCGACUUUUGCCAUCGAAAUAAUUCUUUUGAAAACAAAAUAAGGUCUUAUUACGUAUAACUGCAUUGCUGUCAAAAGCACAAGACUUGCCCUUCUCGAUCCAGUUUGCAUCGAUGACUUUCUUGAUCGAGAUUCAUCUUCACGGGUAAUGGUGUGGGGCUCAUAAAAGGCCAUAGGUGCGAAGAAGUGCAUCUGGGGAGGGGUCGCGACCUCUGAACUUACGGAAUACCUCCUGUGGGGAAGUGCUGCCUCCCAAAAAGCUCAGGACUGUAUCUCUGUACCUAGGAGCAGAGGUGCACGUUAGCACACUUUCAUUUUGUUACAUUGUAGUACUGCAAGCUGGAAGAAGCUAUGUCCUCUUUUUUUUUUUUUUCCAGCCCCCGGAGGGAGUUGGGAAGUAGAGAAGCAAAUCAGAUUAAUGCUGUUGAUUAGUACAGGCAUCUUUGAUAUUGGGCAAUAUUAAAUCGUGUUCUUGUGUUCAUUAAA
This is a messenger RNA of Tachyglossus aculeatus (Australian echidna), 3363 nucleotides long. It is a transcript of the gene BRAT1, whose product is annotated as BRCA1 associated ATM activator 1. The record is from RefSeq and is a predicted model, not a curated record. Lineage: Eukaryota; Metazoa; Chordata; Mammalia; Monotremata; Tachyglossidae. The coding region runs from base 78 to 2582 and encodes 834 amino acids. The transcript is spliced from 14 exons. Gene Ontology annotation, cellular component: nucleus. Gene Ontology annotation, biological process: cell population proliferation; DNA damage response; positive regulation of protein phosphorylation.